CCGCCGGCACCGGGACUGCCCCGCCGCUCCGCCCGCCCCCGGGCCCGGAAGGAGGAAGCGGCCGUGGGGGGGCCGCUGCUUGGGCGGGGAGCGGCUGCUGCUCUGGGCGAGGCCUCGCAGCCGGCGGCGCUGAGCGGCAGCUCGGCCCAGUGCUGCCAACCGCAAGAGCUGUCCUUGUGUCCCCGUUACACGAUCCAAGGAGUUCAGAAUUUCGAGACGCACUGAAGAAACAAAGACACACUGAAGAAACAUGGAUGUGAAGAGUAGGAAUUAUUUACUUAUGAAUCGUCAAGCUCUGGAGAGAGACAUCAAGACCUCUUAUAUUAUGGAUCAUAUGGUAGCUGACCAAGUACUAACAAUAGAGGAGGAAGAGAAAGUGAAACAACAGAACACACAGAAGGAGCGAGCAGCUAUGCUAAUAAACAUUAUUCUUACAAAAGAUAAUAAUUCAUAUAGAUCCUUUUAUAAUGCACUGCUUCAUGAAGGGUACAGAGAUCUUGCUGCACUUCUUCAGGAUGGCAUUCCUGUCUUCUCUGGUAAUGGAAAGAGUUCUGUUGAUGGAAUGACUUCUUACGUUAAGACAGUUCUCUGUGAAGGAGGAGUACCACAAAGACCGGUUGUGUUUGUCACUCGGCCAGAACUGGUAGAUGCUAUUAAACAGAAACUGCGCAGCUUGGGAAGUGAUCCAGGCUGGGUCACGGUUUACGGAAUGGCAGGCUGUGGGAAGACUGUUUUAACAGCAGAAGCUUUAAGGGAUCACCAGCUCUUGGAAGAUUACUUUCCAGGAGGAGUUCACUGGAUCUCUGUUGGAAAACAGGACAAAGCAGGGCUCCUUAUAAAACUACAAAAUCUCUGUAGUAGAUUAGAACACGACUCUACUCUUUCACAGAGACCACCACUUAACAUUGAGGAGGCUAAAGAUCGUCUUCGUUUGCUAAUGCUGCGCAAAUAUCCCAGGUCUCUUUUGGUCCUGGACGAUAUUUGGGAUUCCUGGGUAUUAAAAGCAUUUGAUAAUCAAUGUCAAGUUCUUAUUACCAGCCGGGACAGGAGUGUAACGGAUGCUGUGUCUGGCAAUAAAUAUGAGAUUCAUGUAGAAAGUGGACUUGCACAUGAGAAAGGGCUGGAGGUUUUAUCCCUGUUUGUGAAUAUGAAAAUACCAGAACUGCCAGAACAAGCUAACUGCAUUAUAAGAGAAUGCAAAGGUUCUCCUCUUGUGAUAUCCUUGAUAGGCGCAUUAUUGCGAGACUUCCCCAGUCGCUGGGAGUACUAUCUCAAACAGCUGCAGAACAAGCAAUUUAAAAGAAUAAGAAAAUCUUCGUCUUAUGAUUAUGAAGCCCUUGAUGAAGCAAUGUCCAUAAGUGUUGAGCAACUGGAUAAUGAUUUUAAAGACUACUAUAAAGACCUCUCUAUUCUUCCAAAAGAUGUUAAAGUACCUACUAAGGUGCUCUGUAUUCUUUGGGAUAUGGAAACCGAAGAAGUCGAAGAUAUACUGCAGGAGUUUGUUAACAAAUCACUAUUGUUCUGUGAUCGUAAUGGGAAGUCAUUUCAUUAUUAUUUACAUGAUCUUCAACUUGACUUUCUUACAGAGAAGAAUCGCAACCAGCUUCAGGAGCUACAUAAAAACAUAGUAAAUCAGUACAAGAAACAUUACAAGCUUAACAUGCCUAUUCCAUCUCAAGAGGAUUGCAUGUACUGGUAUAACUUCCUAGCAUAUCACAUGGCUGGUGCCAACAUGCAGAAGGAACUCCGUGAGCUUAUGUUUUCUCUAGAUUGGAUUAAAGCUAAAACAGAAUUGGUAGGGCCUGCUCAUCUGAUUCAUGAAUAUGUGGAAUAUAGUUCAGUCCUGGAUCAAAAGGAUAGCAUAGUACGUGAGAAUUUCCAAGAAUUUCUGUCUUUAAAUGGACACCUUCUUGGGCGACAGCCAUUUCCUGACAUUAUACAGCUGGGUCUUUGUCAACCAGACACAUCAGAGGUAUAUCAACAAGCCAAGCUACGUGCUCAGAGUGAAACAGGAGCAUUUUAUUUGGAAUGGAUAAAUAAAAAAUCCUUGAAAAACCUCUCCCGUCUGGUUGUUCGUCCACAUAAAGAUGCGGUUUACCAUGCCUGCUUUUCUCAGGACAGACAAAGAAUAGCAUCAUGUGGAGCUGAUAAAACACUUCAGGUGUUUAAAACAGAAAGUGGAGAGAUGCUGCUGGAAAUAACUGCUCAUGAAGAUGAAAUACUCUGUUGUGCGUUCUCUGCAGAUGAUAAGUAUGUAGCAACUUGUUCAGCUGAUAAAAAAGUGAAGAUCUGGAAUUCAAGAACAGGCAAGUGUAUGCACAUAUUUGAAGAACACACAGAGCAGGUCAAUUGCUGCCAGUUCAAUAACAGAAGUGGUCAGUAUCUUUUAGCCACGUGCUCAAAUGAUACUUUCAUCAAACUUUGGGAUCUGAAGGGAAAGUAUUGUAGAAAUACGAUGUUUGGUCAUGUAAAUUCUGUCAAUCACUGUAGAUUUUCGCCAAAUGAUGAAUAUGUUGCCAGCUGCUCAACAGAUGGAACAGUAAAGCUUUGGGAAGCACGCUCAGCAAAUGAACUGAAAACUAUUGAGAUAAAAGAUUUCUUCCAAAAUGCAGAUGAGCAAGAUGAUGUGGAGGUCUUAGUAAAAUGUUGCUCUUGGUCCAGAAAUAGUGACAUGAUUUUGGCCGUUGCCAAAAAUAAACUCUUGCUUUUUGAUGUUAAAACAAGUGAUUUGUUAACGCAAGUCAUCGUAAGUCAUCACAGUACAAUCCAAUAUUGUGACUUCUGUGCUGGUGAUGAGUUAGUAGCAGUUGCUUUGUCUCAUUGUUCUGUUGAGUUAUGGAAUAUUAAAUCCUUAUCAAAAGUAGCAGAUUGCAGGGGACACAUGAGCUGGGUUCACUGUGUGACAUUUUCCCCAGAUGGAUCUCUGUUUCUGACAUCCUCUGAUGACCAGACAAUACGAAUUUGGGAAACAAACAAGGUGUGCAAGUCUUCUGAUGCUGAGCUAAAAAGUGAACUAGAUGCUGUAUUUCACAACGGUGAAGUAAUGAUUUUAGCAAUUUACAAUCAGAAGCAUAUACAACUCAUUAAUGGAAAUACAGACAACAUUAUUAUGCAGACAGAACCUCAGGAAUCCCUUAUUUGCUGCUGUUGCUUAAGUGAAGAUCUAAAAUUUGCAGCAGUUGGACAGGAGAAUGGAACAGUAAAGGUAUUACAGUUGUUGGAUGGGAAAGUUCUGAAAUGCCGGGCGGCCUACAAGACAUCCGUGCAGCAUUGUCGAUUUACCUCUGAUUGUCAGACUCUGAUUUCAAGUGCUCAUGAUGCAGUCAUACAGGUAUGGAAUUGGCAGUUGAAUGAAUGUGUGUUUCUAAGAGGGCACAAGGAAGCUAUCAAGGACUUUAGACUUCUGGAAAAUUCAAAACUUCUUUCUUGGUCAUUUGAUGGAACAGUUAAGGUUUGGAAUAUCAUCACUGGAAAGACAGAAAAAGAUUUUGCUUGCCAUGGAGGUGCUGUUCUUUCCUGUGCUGUUUCGCCUGAUGGUAGUAAGUUUGCAUCUACUUCUGCUGACAAAACUGCAAAGAUAUGGAGCUUUGAAAGUUCAUGUGUUCUUCAUGAGCUGAAAGGUCAUGAAGCCUGUGUGCGGUGCUGUACUUUCUCUCCUAAUAACAAAUUACUAGCCACUGGGGAUGACAAAGGAGAUAUAAGGAUUUGGGACAUUUUAACAGGUGGAUUACUUCACUUCUGCUCCCUAGUUACUGUAGAUGAAGGAGAACCAACACACGGUGGCUGGGUAACCGACCUCUCAUUUUCUUCUGACAGUAAGAUGCUUGUGUCAUCUGGAGGCUAUCUUAAGUGGUGGAAUGUAACUACUGGAGAAUCCUUGCAAACGUUCUACACAAAUGGAACUAACCUUAAGUCAAUACAUGUGUCCCCUGAUUUCAAAGUGUAUGUGACUGUUGAUAAUCUUGGUAUUCUGUAUGUAUUACAGAAAUUGUGAUUAAUGGGCUGAACAUUGCAGAGAUUCAUUCAUUUUUUUUGAACUGGAAACAAGAUUCUGCUAAUUUUUUGUCUCUCGUUAAACUGUGAAUUGUAUAGCAGUGUUGCAUUCAUGAUGUUUUCAUGCAUAUUUAUGUACAUUUAUGCACGUUUUGGCAAAUCAAUUUGCAUUUAAUUUUGUUUUUAAUAAGCAUUAUUAUAAUAUUUAAGUCCUGAUUUGCAUCUUAAGUAUAUUGCUUCCAACUUUGUAACAAAAUUUUAUUAAGAUUUAUUCAAAUUAGGUGAAGUUAAUAAAAGUUGGUAAAAAAAAAAAAAAAGAAGAAUAUAAUAGGAAAUGUAUUUUGUGCUAAGGCUGAUGGUUAAAUGCUCUCUAGUCAUGGACACAACUGUAAGAUAAGAAAAAAAAGUUGCCUAUGAUGCGAGGUUUUUUGUUUACAACAGAAUAGAAAGAAUUGGAGACAUUCUUCAUUUGAAAAAUGAAACCAGAUAUUUUGGUGCUUCAAGUUCAAAACAAAUCAAGUAGCUGUUCAGUUUACAGUAGCAUUGCUUCCCUCUUUCAGUGAGAACUUUCAUGCUUCUAACCUUGUGGAGAUAAAAGUGCAUUGUAACAUCUACGAGCUAUUUCUUGUUAAGGAGGACAUCUUGAGUUCUGUUUUCUCAAGGCAAAAUCUGAAGGGAUAUUAGAAGUGAAGUGGAAGAGAUUGUGCCACGUCUCCAUUCAAAGGAUGAACAGAACCAACCAGCUAAACUGAAAAACACUAGAAAGUGUGAAUUUUGGUUAUUUUUCCUUUUGAAAUUACCAUUUAGUUAAUCACUUUAUGCAAUGGAGACAUUUCAUUGUUGCCAGCUUUGUUUACAUCGCAUUGUUUGUGCAGGGAUCUCUUUCCUGGUAAUAUGUGAUUUUUUUAUUUUUAUUUUGUACAAUCUAUUUAUAGAUUCUAUAUGGGCUAGAAUCUUUGACAUUUGGUACUUAAUUGUACUUGGCAUAUCUUCUGUGAAUAAUUAGUUACCUUUUCUUCUUAGGUGACAGUAAGCCUUGUUCUAAUAAGUUGCCUCUCAACUACUAUGAUCAACUGCACAAGCAUUAGUGUCAUAAUUUUCAUAUUUUUGUUGUUGGCAGUAGAACACUUCAUCUAAAUACUUGAUUGCCAAAGGUACAUUAGUAAGUGUGUAUCAAGUGAUAAUAAAUAGUGAAAUUCUCACUUUUAGUAAUUUUUGUAUGCAUUACAGGAGAUUUAAUAUACAUCUUUAAUAUUUGCCUGUUUUUGACAAUCACUUUUUUCCUCUUUUCUAACUUGAAAUUCCACUGUUUCUAAGGUGCUAUUGAAUACGGGUCAGGGUAAUUAAAGUACUGCUGGCAGAAAUGUAAAGAGAAAAAAUUUGAUAGAAAAAAAUGUAAUGUUUUGUAUUCUAAGUAAGUACAGCAUUCAAUAAAGAUAAUCGAAGUAAUGUUGGCUGAAAUUAUGAAUGAA
Messenger RNA from Anas platyrhynchos (mallard), 5465 nucleotides. It is a transcript of the gene APAF1, whose product is annotated as apoptotic peptidase activating factor 1. Lineage: Eukaryota; Metazoa; Chordata; Aves; Anseriformes; Anatidae. Gene Ontology annotation, molecular function: protein binding; ADP binding. Gene Ontology annotation, biological process: apoptotic signaling pathway; regulation of apoptotic process. The record is from RefSeq and is a predicted model, not a curated record. Gene Ontology annotation, cellular component: apoptosome.